Molecule: messenger RNA, 694 nt
Organism: Cryptococcus deneoformans JEC21
Lineage: Eukaryota; Fungi; Basidiomycota; Tremellomycetes; Tremellales; Cryptococcaceae
Product: actin monomer binding protein, putative
Exons: 6
Coding region: 67-450 (127 amino acids)
Cellular component (GO): cell cortex
Molecular function (GO): actin monomer binding
Source: RefSeq, a predicted model, not a curated record
CUAUUUUAACUUUGCACUUUCCACCCAUACCCAUCUCCACAUUCGACACGACUACCUCGCAAUAACAUGUCCUGGCAAGCGUACGUUGACGACCAUCUCGUGGCCACCGGAAAAGUCAAGAAAGCCGCCAUCCUGGGUAAACAGGGUGGUGUUUGGGCCGCAAGCGCUGGCUAUAACCUCUCCCAGCAAGAACAGAACGCCGUCACCCAGACAUAUUUUCAGCAACCCGACAGUGUCCGAGCCAACGGCAUCACCCUUAACGGGUUUAAGUUUAUGUGUAUUCAGGCAACUCCUGAGGAAGUUAUCGGUCGUAAAGGUGAACGAGGGGUUUUCGUGAUCCCUACCAAUCAGGCUAUCCUUGUCGCUGAGUACGACGCUCCGACCUCCGCGGGCGAGGCCAAUGUCGUGGUUGCCAAACUUGCCGACUGGCUCAAGAGCGCGAGCUACUAAAGAUCUGUUCAUAUGAGAUAGUAGGGAAUGAGCCUCAAUGCAAUAAACAGGAAGUAAAUAUUGGAGGAGGAUUUCUCUCUUCAUACAAGGUGAUGAAAAUCAAAUGGUGAUGUGUUCACUUUUUGGUGCCUUAGAGCUUGAUCCUCCGUUGCAAUUUGUAGCAUCCUGGAAAGUGACAACUCGCCUUACAACUCACACUCACUCGCGGUUGAAGUUUGGUAUGUUAUAUUACAAUACAUUUACC